AUGGCGACCACGUCCAACAUGUUUCUGUACUCGCUGACGAUUCAGCCUCCGUCCACCGUCACGCAGGCCAUCGUCGGUCAGUUCUCGGGAACCAAGGAGCAGCAGAUCAUCACGGCUUGCGGCACGCGUCUAUCGCUCCUGAAGCCUGACCCCAGCCAGGGAAAGGUCAUCACGAUCCUCGCACACGACGUAUUUGGGAUCAUCAGGUCUAUCGCCGCCUUCCGUCUCGCGGGCAGCAAUAAAGACUACAUCAUCCUAGCAACAGAUUCGGGCAGAAUCGCCAUUGUCGAGUAUCUUCCCGCCAAGAAUCGCUUCUCACGCAUCCAUCUCGAGACUUUUGGGAAAUCGGGCAUCCGUCGAGUCAUUCCAGGCCAGUUUCUGGCAGCCGAUCCCAAGGGCAGAGCGUGCCUGAUAGCAUCGGUGGAGAAGAACAAGCUCGUCUACGUCCUGAACCGGAACUCGCAAGCUGAGCUUACGAUCUCGUCUCCUUUGGAGGCGCACAAGCCUGGGGUGCUGGUCUUCUCCCUUGUCGCUCUCGAUGUGGGUUACGCGAACCCGGUCUUCGCAGCCUUGGAGACUGAAUAUACCGAAGCCGACCAGGAUUCAAGCGGUCAGGCCGCAAAGGAAGCAGAGACACAGCUUGUCUACUACGAGCUUGACUUGGGACUGAAUCACGUGGUCCGGAAGUGGUCGGAACCUGUCGAUCCAUCAUCGAUAUUGUUGUUUCAGGUUCCUGGAGGCAAUGAUGGACCCUCUGGCGUUCUUGUAUGUGGAGAGGAGAACGUCACAUACAGGCAUUCCAACCAAGAGGCCUUCCGAGUGCCCAUACCGCGGCGAAGAGGUGCGACCGAAGACCCUCAGCGCAAGCGCUGCAUCGUCGCAGGUGUCAUGCACAAGCUGAAAAACAGCGCGGGCCUCUUCUUCUUUCUUCUUCAGACCGAAGACGGCGAUUUGUUCAAGCUCUCCAUCGACAUGUUGGAAGACGCGGAUGGCAAUCCUACCGGUGAAGUCGAGCGGCUCAAAAUUAAGUACUUUGAUACCGUCCCGGUUGCGUCCAGUCUGUGCAUUCUCAAGAGUGGAUUCCUUUACGUCGCGAGCGAGUUUGGAAACCAUCACUUCUACCAGUUCGAGAAGCUAGGCGAUGAUGACGACGAGCUUGAAUUCAGCAGCGACAACUUCCCAACAGACCCACAGGCAUCAUAUGAACCGGUGUACUUCCAUCCCAGACCAAACGAGAACCUGGCUCUGGUGGAAAGUAUCGAUUCGAUGAACCCUCUUACCGACUGCAAAGUCGCAAAUCUUACUGAAGAGGACGCGCCGCAAAUUUAUUCGGUGUGCGGCAACGGGGCGCGCAGCACGUUCCGAACCUUGAAGCACGGUUUGGAAGUCAACGAGAUCGUGGCCUCGGAACUACCUGGGAACCCGUCCGCCGUCUGGACCACGAAACUUCGGAGCGAUGAUGAGUACGAUGCAUACAUCGUCUUGUCGUCUACGAACAGCACACUCGUUCUCAGCAUCGGCGAGACGGUGGAACAAGUCAGCGAUACGGGGUUUUUGGACUCCGUGACAACGCUCGCAGUCCAACAACUUGGCGACGAUGGUCUGAUACAAGUUCACCCGAAAGGAAUUCGGCACAUUCGCCACGGCCGGGUCAACGAAUGGGGUGCCCCUCAACAUAGGUCAAUCGUCGCUGCGGCAACAAACGCGAGGCAGGUCGCCAUUGCUCUCAGCUCUGGCGAAAUUGUUUACUUCGAGAUGGACGAAGAUGGCUCCCUCGCCGAGUAUGAUGAAAAGAAGGAGAUGUUUGGCACGGUGACAUGCUUGAGUCUGGGCGAAGUUCCAGAAGGCCGGCAGAGAAGUUCCUUCUUGGCUGUUGGAUGCGAUGACCGGACCGUCCGCGUUCUGAGUCUGGAUCCGGACUCAACGCUCGAGAAUAAGUCUGUGCAGGCGUUGUCCGCGGCUCCAUCAUCACUUAAUAUCAUGGCAAUGGAGGACUCAUCAUCUGGUGGCUCCACGCUGUACCUGCACAUUGGUCUACACUCUGGUGUCUACCUGAGGACGGUCCUGGAUGAGAUCACGGGCGAGUUGACGGACACCCGCCAAAAGUUCCUGGGUCCGAAGCCAGUCAAACUGUUCCAAGUCUCCGUCCAGGGAUCGACCUGCGUAUUAGCCCUCAGUUCCAGGUCAUGGCUAGGCUACUCUGAUCCUCUGACCCGAAGCUUCAUGAUGACUCCUCUCGAUUAUGCCGAGUUGGAGUGGGGAUGGAACUUCAGCAGUGAGCAAUGUGUGGAGAGUAUGGUGGGCAUACAUGCCAACUAUCUGAGGAUUUUCUCGGUGGAGAAACUGAGCGAGAACAUGAUACAAAAGUCAAUUCCUCUUACUUACACGCCCAAGAAAUUGGUCAAGCACCCUGAACAGCCUUACUUCUACACAAUCGAAGCCGACAACAACACACUACCGCCAGAGCUAAGACAAAAGCUUCUUUCCGAUCCGGGAGUUGUUAAUGGCGACUCGACGGUCUUGCCGCCUGAAGACUUCGGCUAUCCGCGAGGAAGAGGACGGUGGGCGUCGUGCAUCAAUGUGGUGGAUCCGAUUUCAGAUGAAGCCGGCAUCGUGUCCAGCAUAGAACUUGAGGAUAACGAGGCAGCAGUGAGCGCUGCCGUCGUGCCAUUUGCCAGUCAGGAUGGCGAAAGCUUCCUCAUCGUUGGCACUGGCAAAGAUAUGGUGCUCAACCCGCGGAACUUUACCGAAGGCUACAUUCACGUUUAUCGGUUCCAGGAGAACGGGAGAGAGCUGGAAUUCAUCCACAAGACCAAGAUCGAGGAGCCACCAAUGGCUCUUCUGCCAUACCAAGGUCGACUACUCACAGGCAUCGGCAGGACAUUGCGGAUCUAUGAUUUGGGUCUGCGACAGAUGCUGAGGAAGGCGCAGGCAGAUGUCGCGCCAAACCUGAUCGUCUCGCUGGAGGCUCAAAACAACCGUAUCGUCGUCGGUGACGUGCAGCAGGGCAUCAUAUAUGUGGUGUUCAAGCCCGAGACCAACAAGCUUAUUCCGUUCGUUUCGGACACUAUCGCCCGUUGGGUGACGUCGACCACCAUGGUCGACUACGAGUCCACGGCCGGCAGCGAUAAGUUUGGCAACAUUUGGAUUGUGCGAUGCCCUGAGAAGGCCAGCCUCGAAGCCGACGAGCCUGGUUCCGAAGUUCAUCUUACUCACGCGCGGCCGUACCUCCACGCUCAACAGCACCGUAUCGACUUGAUGGCGCACUACUAUACGCAGGACCUGCCCACGAGUAUAUGCAAGACUAGUCUGGUAGUCGGCGGGCAGGAGAUUCUGCUAUGGGGCGGUAUCCAGGGAACCAUUGGAGUGUUGAUUCCCUUUGUGAGUCGAGAAGAUGUCGACUUUUUCCAGACUCUGGAGCAACACAUGCGGCAAGAAGACCCUCCCUUGGCUGGUCGUGAUCAUCUCAUGUACCGAAGUUACUAUGCGCCAGUCAAAGGUGUGAUUGAUGGUGAUCUCUGUGAGAGAUUUGCCUUGUUGCCAACCGACAAGAAGCAAAUGAUUGCAGGAGAGCUGGACCGUUCGGUUCGUGAGAUUGAGCGGAAGCUAUCGGAUAUUCGCACACGAUCGGCGUUCUAA
This is a messenger RNA of Cryphonectria parasitica EP155, 3639 nucleotides long. RefSeq names its product Pre-mRNA-splicing factor rse-1. Gene Ontology annotation, cellular component: U2 snRNP; nucleus. The transcript has 4 exons. The coding region runs from base 1 to 3639 and encodes 1212 amino acids. Gene Ontology annotation, molecular function: U2 snRNA binding; protein binding. Lineage: Eukaryota; Fungi; Ascomycota; Sordariomycetes; Diaporthales; Cryphonectriaceae. The record is from RefSeq and is a predicted model, not a curated record. Gene Ontology annotation, biological process: mRNA splicing, via spliceosome.